Messenger RNA from Arvicanthis niloticus (Nile rat), 4638 nucleotides. Lineage: Eukaryota; Metazoa; Chordata; Mammalia; Rodentia; Muridae. The record is from RefSeq and is a predicted model, not a curated record.
CUGCUCACUCCCCUCCCCUAUAACACACUCACCCACUCACCAGCUGUAGCCUCUUCCAUCCCCCGCCCUCCGCCCGGCUCCCCCUCCUCAAGAAGCCGACCCUCGCGCUAGGAGGUAGGGACCCCCGGCAGACGCACUGCACGGGCGCGCCGCACUGACCUCCGCCCGCCCUGCAAGCAGAUUAACAAAGGCGGCGGCGAGCCCCAGUCCGAAAGCGGAAAGCCAGCGGCGGGGUCCGGAGCCUGCGCCCAGUGGGAGAGCGAGCCGCCCGAGCUGCUCUGAAGUCGCAGGAUACAGCCCGAGCUCCCAGAUCUCUCUCCAGUGGCGCUGCUGGGACGCUGGCCGCACCAUGGGCUGCUGCACCGGGCGCUGCUCGCUCGUCUGUCUCUGCGCACUGCAGCUGCUUUCAGCCUUGGAGCGGCAGAUCUUUGACUUCCUCGGCUUCCAGUGGGCACCCAUUCUUGGAAAUUUUCUGCAUAUAAUAGUUGUCAUAUUGGGUCUUUUCGGAACCAUUCAGUAUAGACCACGUUACAUCAUGGUGUACACAGUGUGGACUGCCCUCUGGGUCACCUGGAAUGUGUUCAUCAUCUGCUUUUAUUUGGAAGUAGGAGGCCUCUCGAAGGACACAGAUCUGAUGACCUUCAACAUCUCUGUACAUCGGUCAUGGUGGAGAGAACAUGGACCUGGCUGUGUCCGGAGAGUGCUACCACCAUCCGCCCAUGACAUGAUGGAUGACUACACAUAUGUCUCAGUCACAGGCUGUGUUGUCGAUUUCCAGUACCUAGAGGUCAUCCACAGUGCUGUACAAAUACUGCUAUCCCUGGUUGGUUUUGUGUAUGCCUGUUAUGUGAUCAGCAUUUCCAUGGAAGAAGAAGACACCUGUCGAAAUAAGUAAUGACAUUGACUCUGAAAUGCGGCUCCUGGACUUGAGUUAGGGAACAAAGCACCACUGGCCUCUAGCUCUGGGGAUCCUACAGCGGCACCUUUCUCCUAGACAGCAGGACUGCGCCCCCUGCCUACCAGCGAACACGGAGCUGCGAGGUCUUUGGUCUCACCCUGUGUAAUAUUAGCGUUGUUUGCUAGAUGCGUUCUGGGUGCUUGGGUGGGUUUUUUUUUUUUUUUUUUUUUUUAAGUCAUCUUCUUAUAUGAGCACUUGUAAAUUGUAAAAAAAAAAAUGCUUUUUAAUUUUUUCUUAAUUUAAUUUGAGGCAUGCAAAAUGAAAAAAAAAAAUCUGUGAAAAUCUCCAAGUCAUUUCUAAGGGGACUGUCUGUGUUGUUGAGCUGUGACAUCCAGGUUACUAACCCCUGAACCCUGCUAAGCUAAUGGAUUUGUGUACUCAAACGUUGCCUAUGGGCAUCAGACACAAGAAUAGACCUGUGGCAGAUUGCACAAAGACUGGACCCAACUUUCAAACUGAGCACAGAUCACUGUUUAAACAGCACCAGAUGCAGACAAAACAUGGAGUCCUUUGUUCUGGAUCUCUAAAGAGUCCACAGCAAUAUUCUGGCAAUCUAAAUUUGCAGAUGUGUGCAUCUUUUGUUCUUGCAAUAUUCUGAGACACAUAUGUAUGUGUUUGUUUAUAUUAUGAUUGAGUACAAAAACAGAGAUGCUGAGUGGAGCCCUUCCCCUAUGCAGGGAGUUGGCGGUCUGUGAGGUUCAUAUUUUCUGCUCUUUGUUUCACUCCCAACACUGAUGUCAGACCUAAACAUACAGCUCAAGGGCUGUGGGACAGAAAUCACAGCCAUAAAUCUGUAGCCAGGAACUUUUAGGAUAUUCAAAGGGAACAUUCAAAUGCUAUAGAAUUCUCUACAGAAAUCUGCAACAAAAAUAUUUAUGCUUGAGUUACAUCAGGUUUUUUUCCCAUUCACCCCAAUAAUCAAGAAAAGCGAGUGGGAAACCUAAUUUUCUACGGGGGGGGGGGGGGAAAUAAGUCCAUCUUGGAAAAAGUAUCACAAUUGUGGGGCUUUAUAGAGUCAAAUAAAAUAUAUGUAUGGUGAAAUGCAUAGAUUUUAAGGGUACAAUAAGAAAUGCACAAAGUGAUUGAACAAUGCUUCAACCAAAAUACAGAGCAUGUCUGACAUUUUAGGACCCUUCCUCAGCCCCCAUUUCCAUAAGUCUCCAUCCUGCCACUAACCAAUACCACGUUAGAAAUUGUAGUGUACUUGACUUAGUCUGCUGAUGUAAACUGGUUUUAACCAAGUAUCUGGCCAUUGUGAUGUGGCUAAUAGCCUGAUAAAAUCCAUGUUGAUUCUCACUGCUGAGGUUUAACUGCAUCCCUGAUGAACUGUCUGCUCACCAGAUAAGGCAGGUAUUUGUCUCACCACAGUGUUGUUCUGUCUGUGCUAGUUCCCAUGUGAAAAGCCAUUUUGCUCCUUUUGUACAGACAGAAGAUUAAGUCUUCCCUUCAUCACAGUUCUGUCUGUCCACUGUUUGCUCCAGAGUCAGUCCAGUACAGUUCAUGUAUCUCUAAGGCACAAAACCACUGAAAUUGGUACAAAUUUUUGUAUGUUUAAGUCUGUCUGUUCCCUCUUCUCCCUCUUAUGUACAUAGAUUUCAUGAGUCUGCUAACAAUCAGAAUUUAAUGCAAUUACCUCCGCCCUCAUGCCUCAAUGUUCAUGUACUGUAGGUUGUACCCUGUGAGUCAGCUGGCACUCUCACUGAGUUCUAUCCUACAGAAUAAACCCAGAUUCUAAAUGACGAGGAGCUCCUGGAACCUGAAAGGUGUUGCCAUCAAACUCCCAUUUGAGGACCCCAGGGUCAUGGCAGGGAGUAGAAGAAUGACACAAAGCCCGUCUUGUCACUGAACCACCUUGGCACCAAACCUUGUCAGUCACAGCCAACCUGGAUCCAGGCUCAGCCUUCUUUUGAAUAAAUGACUUAUUUUUCCUUGGAGCAUCCUGCUACGUUAUGUGGCAACACAGGGGCUAGGAUGCCAUCAGCGUAUUUAUGGGAACUUCCAAUGAUGUUCCAAAGCCAGCAAAAGUUAGGCAGAAAGAUGAAAAGAUUAGAGAACUCUCAGACGUGAAAUGUCUUGGGCAUGGAACAGUCCAUAUCAGUGAAAAACUGUAAGAACAUGGUCCCCAGUGAUCUUAGCUUCCUUUUCACCGCCACAGAAAGGGAGAAGGAGUGUCCCUGAAACAAAAACAUGUAUUCAUACUUCUCUAAACCUUGAAUGUGGUUCAUUCACUUUUUUUAGAAGACAGCAUAGCAUCUUGUUCUAGCAAAAUAUUGAUGCAUUUUCUUACUCCUUUAGUAAAACAAGCCUUGCUGUUCCCAUAAACCCAAAUAAAAGAGGCAGCCAUAUUUUAGUAGCUCAAUCUGACAGGAUAUAGCAAGAUGGCUGGCUACCUGUUUCAUCUGAUGAACAGCCUAUUUCUGAUAAGCGAAAUUUGUCUACAUUAGAAUCAUCUAAAAUGUGUGUUGUGAAGCCAAGAAAAAACAUCACGAUUGCUAAAUUGAAGAGCAAAUAAAAACCAAAAUUGUACUUUUUGUUCUGAAAAUUAGAAUCUUGCCAAGAUUAAACAGAUCUUCAUUUUAUACUUAAUUUUACAAACUUCAUUCUCAAGAUGGUCUCACGAUGGAAAACAUUCUGGGUGUUUGGUUUUUAAAGCAAAUACUUAUCACUUGUGAGUCACUUUAAGAAGGAAUUUAGGAAAACUUUACAGAUUGAUUAGAAUUCUGUGUUCUGACUUGAUAUUUUAGCCCAAGACAGUAUCUGAUUUCUUUCAAGAGUUGGACAAAUAAAGUAAAAAAAAAAAAAAUACAAAUAACUGAUUGUUAUGGACUGGCCACAGACAGCUCAGAUAAAACCAAGCCCAAGACAGAUAUUUCUAUGCUAAUGAACUAACUCCAUGAUGGCUUAAUGUACUCCUGAACUAGCCCUAAGCUGUGAACAAAGCUACUGCUCAAUGAAAUGAUACAAACUUGGCUCUUUGGGAGAGGCCUUUUGACCUUGCUUUUCUAGCCUCUUUGUUGAUACCCAUCAGCAAGAAGACAUAGAAACUGGCUUCUGGCAUGGCCCUCGCCUCAGUGGCUGUUGAACUUCUGGCACCAUUGUUGAGCUCACACAUGCCCACCUGUCUUUUAAAGAUUCAUAAACCUUAAAUUUCUGAUCUUAAAAAUAUUUCUUCAAUCUGCAAGUGCCCUAUAACAUUUUGAAGUCAACGAGUCUUUUGAAGUGUCUAGAACUCAAGUCUAAAUAUUUGUUAUAAAUAAGGCUACAAAUUAAGAAUAUUUUGUCCACAAGCAAAACCAAUGGAAAACAUACUCCUUGUGUGACUAAAUAGUGUGCCAAUCAGAAAGGGAGUUGGUACACUUUAAACGUUAGACAAAUGUAUUUAUUGGUUAAGAAAAAAUAAGAAAAGUAGAAAACUAUAAAAAUUUACAUUUUGUUUUGUGGGUAGCAUCUCCUUUGUUCUUGAAGAAAGUUUAUAGAAAAGGACAUUUCUACAUGGUAGAUAAAUCUUCUUAAAUGCUAGGAUCUGUUUGGGGAAUUGGCACCCACAGAGAAUUAACCAUUUCCUUUGAACUUCCAUUCAUAUAAAGGGCAUGGAUCCUAUUAAAUGGUAAAUGUUUCAAAAAUGAAAUAUUUAAACGAUCCAAAUAUGCUUUUUCUUGAACUUGAGAGAUAAGUUAAAA